AUGGCUUCCCCGGACCGCGGCGUCCGCCUCUCGUACCUGCGCCACUUUAUCAACAGCCAUGGCGGCGAAACCAGCUUUGCUGGCAAGACGACAGCUCAAGUCUGCUUUGAGUUUGUCGUGCCAUUGACCAAGCCAACCGAGCUCUCGCUCGUCGAUCACGUCGCCAACGACCCAACGACCGCUUCGUUCGUCGCGCCAGCCAAUUGGUAUGUCUCGCACGCCUGGAUGUACCUCUUCUUGGAGACCGUCGACAGCCUCGAGCGCUUCUUCGCCGACCGCGGUCUCACCGACGACGCGGUCAUUUGGUUUUGCGUCUUCAACAACAACCAACACCUCGCGAGCUCGUACCCGUUCGAGUACUGGUCGACAACGUUCAAGAACGGUCUCGCAGCCAUCGGCAACGUGGUCAUGAUCAUGCAUCCGUGGAACGACCCGAUCGUGCUUCGUCGAAGCUGGUGCGUCUUUGAGGUCUACGUGGCCGUGACCAUGGGCGCGCGCUUUGAGAUUGCACUUGCGCGAGAUCAAGAAGCCACGUUUCUCAACGACAUUGCUCGCCACGAUGCAUUCGGCAAGAUGUUGGCGACGAUCAAGAGCGAAGACUCGGAGGCGACCGUGCCAAGUGACCGCGACGGUAUUUUCGCCUUGAUUCGCGCCGAGACGUCGUUCAUCGCCGUCGACCGGCUCAUCUUUUCGACCUUGACGAACUGGAUCAAGACGGCGCUCGAGGCCUCGAUCGCAUCGACGCCAACGCCUGUCGCCAAGGCAGCCCGGUGGCUCCAACUCGGCAGCAUCUACCAAAACGAAGUCGACUUCGCCGAAGGCGAGCGCUGCUUUCGGCGCGCAGUCACCUUGUUUGCAGAGUACCGGGGUCCAUUCGACCAUGAUACGCUCCAGACGCAGGCGUUGCUGGCGUAUGCCAUCGCGUACCAGCGCAAGCCUCGACGCGAGUGGGAACCGUUGAGUCUUUCGACGAUCCGCGAUGCCUCCGAGCAUCUUGGGGCGACACACAACGUGACGCUUCAUGCGCGGUCGAGCUACGCGCUGGCGCUCAGCUGGAACGACGACGACGUCGCGGCCUUGGCGGUUCACAUGGACCUCUACGACAUUUGGCGCCACCAGUACGGCAUUCGCGACUGGCACACGGCAGGGACCAUGAACAAGAUUGGCCUGUGCCACUUCAAGCUCGGCGCUCCCCGUGUUGCGGCCCGCUGGCUGCAAAAGUCCUUGCCGGUGCUGGAAGCUCACUUUGGUGUCGACCACUCGGAGACGACACAGACAACAUCGUACCUCGCUGGCGCGUACACGUACUCGGGCCAGCAGCUCAAGGCCCUGCCGCUGCAGCAACGACUUGUCGAGACGAGCGAGCGCAUUCUGGGAGCCGACAACCCCGACACGAUCGUUCACAAGAUGAAUGUCGCGAUUCUUCAGAUCCUGGCCGGUCAUACCCGCGAUGCUGCGGCGCAGCUCCUUCCGCUCGAACGCUCGCUCGCAUCUCGCGCCAUGCAGUCCCAGCAGCUGUCCGACCAGCUUCGCGACGGUACUUGCGGGUCAAUUUAG
Saprolegnia parasitica CBS 223.65 is the source of this 1557-nucleotide messenger RNA. RefSeq lists its product as hypothetical. Lineage: Eukaryota; Oomycota; Saprolegniomycetes; Saprolegniales; Saprolegniaceae. The coding region runs from base 1 to 1557 and encodes 518 amino acids. The transcript is spliced from 2 exons. The record is from RefSeq and is a predicted model, not a curated record. Gene Ontology annotation, molecular function: protein binding.